Molecule: messenger RNA, 781 nt
Organism: Cricetulus griseus (Chinese hamster)
Lineage: Eukaryota; Metazoa; Chordata; Mammalia; Rodentia; Cricetidae
Source: RefSeq, a predicted model, not a curated record
UGUACUAAUACACAACAAAUCACAGUCCUGCAGAGGGGCGCGCAAAUGAGUUCCUAUUUUGUGAAUCCCACUUUCCCUGGGAGCCUGCCCAGCGGCCAGGACUCCUUCUUGGGCCAGCUGCCCCUCUACCCGGCCGGCUAUGACGCGCUGAGGCCCUUCCCGGCCUCUUACGGGGCGUCGAGUCUUCCGGACAAGACGUACACCUCACCUUGUUUCUACCAACAGUCCAACUCGGUCCUGGCCUGCAACCGGGCAUCCUACGAGUACGGGGCCUCAUGUUUCUAUUCUGAUAAGGACCUCAGUGGCGCCUCACCCUCGGGCAAUAGCAAGCAGAGGGGCCCCGGGGACUACCUGCACUUUUCUCCCGAGCAGCAGUACAAACCCGACAGCAGCAGCGUUCAGGGCAAAGUCCUCCAUGAGGAAGGCACCGACCGGAAGUACACGAGCCCUGUUUACCCCUGGAUGCAGCGGAUGAAUUCCUGUGCUGGUGCGGUGUAUGGAAGUCACGGGCGCAGAGGCCGCCAGACCUACACGCGCUACCAGACGCUGGAGCUGGAGAAGGAAUUCCACUUUAACCGCUACCUGACUCGGCGGCGCCGCAUCGAGAUCGCUAACGCGCUCUGCCUCACCGAGCGCCAGAUCAAGAUCUGGUUCCAGAACCGGCGCAUGAAGUGGAAAAAGGAAAAUAAACUCAUCAAUUCCACACAGCCCAGCGGGGAAGACUCUGAGGCCAAGGCGGGCGAGUAGACUCCAGGGCAGGAAGGAGGGACCAGGCCAGCGU